Messenger RNA from Penaeus monodon (black tiger shrimp), 315 nucleotides. RefSeq lists its product as uncharacterized. Bases 1 to 315 code for a protein of 104 amino acids. The transcript is spliced from 2 exons. NCBI's taxonomy places the organism in Eukaryota, Metazoa, Arthropoda, Malacostraca, Decapoda, Penaeidae. The record is from RefSeq and is a predicted model, not a curated record.
AUGUACCAUCAAGUUAAAGUUGAAUGUCAGAAAGAGAUUUACCAGGUUUUAGGUGUGUGGUGGAAAAAUGGUAAUUUAGAAGAUGAAAUAAUGGAAUUUAGAAUGACAGUUCAUCUUUUUGGAGCCACUUCAUAUCCUAGUGUUGCAAACUUUGCAUUAAAGAUGGUAGCAGAUCGUAUGAAAAAGACUUUGGUUUCACAUUGGGACAAAUUUUCCUCAAACAAAAAGGAAGUAAUUUCUGCUAUUAGUCCAGAAGUAAUGUCUGACAACAUUAAAAGUCUUGACUUGACAAAGGAUACACUACCAAUGGAAUGA